AUGCUCCGGUUCAGUGUGACAAUCGUUGUAAGCAUCGUACUCGUUCCAACCGUCAUCCUGCCACAGAUGGCGAACGGUCCAGAGCCAGACAUCCCGAGCUGGUUGACCAGCGCUACCAUCCAAUCGCAAAUCGCCAUCGUCUUCGAUCGUAUCGACAACAUCGAUAUCGUGCUGGACGAUCAUGCCAUUGAUCGCAUGGAUCAGCUGGACUACCUGGUUCGUCACCUACGAGGGAAAUCCAUCCGAAUUUACCAGGAAACGCGAACCAGUAACGGAGUAGACCGUGGUGGUUGCACUGCCAGUGUUCCCGAUCGCGAUUACGAUGAUGAGUACCAGCUUAUUCGGUGGGAUCGUACGUUUGGAUCGUUCGCGAAGAUUUGGGAGCAAAAUGAGCACGAUGGUUACGUAGUUUUUGGGAAUUUAAAUGUGUUUGAGAGGUUGGUAGAAUGUUUGGUUGGUCCGACUGGGACGUACCUGGUUCUGCCGGAUGGGAAACACGAGGAUCAGGUUGAACAGGAUCAAGUGUCCCGUUUGAUGCAUGACAUUUGGAAUCGCAAUGGCGCUUGCAGGGUGUUCACCUUGGUGGAGGAACGAAUCUACUGGUAUAAUCCGUUUGCAACUGAAGGGGAUGGUUAUGGUGCGUUGAAGGAAUUGAGCGAAGCGGUAGAAUUUCCUGAGAUUCCACGAAACGACUUCAAGGGAUACCCGUUGAGAAUCGAAAUGUUUUGGUCGACCUAUACGGUGCCAAUGAACGAGAGUGUACCUGAGGUUGAUUUUCUAGGACCUGAUGCUGAAGUUUGUCGGGCAUUGACCACGGCGUUGAACUUCACACCGUUAUACAUCCGCCCGGAUGGAGACAAUUUUGGGAAUCAGCUGCCAAACGGUAGCUUCAACGGGGCCAUCGGUCGACUUGCUCGACGCGAAAGCGACAUCGCGUUUGUUGGAUUCUUCGUUAAGGACUAUUUCAGUCGGGAUAUUGAGUUUACUACGGGAGUGUACAACGACGAGUUGUGCUGUUUGGUGAAGAAAGCGAGCCGAAUUCCAGAGUAUCUGCUUCCGAUCACCAUCUUUCCGACGGAUCUGUGGGGCGUACUGUUCCUGUCGGGGAUCGGCUUUUCGAUUAUUUGGACGGCUAUUCGAGCGGUUAUACGGAUCGCUGUUGGCUCUCGCGUCACAUGGAGUGAAGAUCAACGACUAGGUCACCUAUUCAACCUGUCGAACGAAACCCGCGAUGCUCCCACGUACCGCAAAGUGAUGCGGAUAUGCGUUGAUAGCUACAUCAUAUGGGUAAGUGCUCCCUUCCGUCGAUUCACCCGAUCCAGCAUCGAACGCCUAAUGCUCUUCGGGAUGAUGCUGGUCAGUUUAAUCUUCAUAUCUAUGUUUCAAUCGAGUUUGGCUUCCGUUUUUCUGAAUCCAGUGUACUACAAGGACAUAGAUACCCUAGAGCAGUUGGAUAAAUCCGGAAUAAAAAUCGAAGUCAAGUACCGAGGCUUCAUGGAUGACGUCUUUCCUGCCAACAACAGUCCAACGAUGGACGCCUUGCGGAGUAAAAUGGUCUAUGAGCCGAUCCCGGGAUCAAUGCCAUAUCGAGUGGCUCAGCUAGGGACCAUUUCUACGGUAACCCGGAAAACGACACUAUCUCUGGACAACGCCGUCUUCUUGUCCACAAAUCAACUGCACAUGGUCAGAGAAUGUCCCAGAACGUACAGUCUGGCUUACGUUGUUCAAAGGCAUUCGGUGCUCUUGGAAAGGAUCAACACCUUGAUUUCGAGGAUGUUCGACGGCGGACUUAUCAACCAUUGGAUCUCGGAGAUAAACUUCAAUACGACCAUCAGGGAUUGGGAGCAAAUUAGGAAUUCCCAGGACGCGAACUUCAAGAUUUUGACUCUAGUGGACAUGCAGUUCCCGUUCUAUCUGCUGGCUAUUGGAAUAUGUGUGAGUACGAUUGUUUUCAUAGUUGAGCACGUGCAUCACAGGAUUGGAAAGACCCGACGAGCCAACAGCAACAACGGCAUGGCCUUCUGA
Messenger RNA from Ochlerotatus camptorhynchus, 2025 nucleotides. RefSeq lists its product as uncharacterized. NCBI's taxonomy places the organism in Eukaryota, Metazoa, Arthropoda, Insecta, Diptera, Culicidae. The record is from RefSeq and is a predicted model, not a curated record. The coding region runs from base 1 to 2025 and encodes 674 amino acids. The transcript has 2 exons.